CUGCCGCCAUGCUCCGCAUGCGAAGCUGCAUCCUCACCCAUCUACUCUCUUCUCCUUCCGCCGCCUAUCCCAUCUCCUCUCUCCACCGCCUCUUCUCAACCACGGCGUCCCCCAUUCCGGCAAACCCUACCUUCGCCGUCCAGGAUUACCUCGUCACCACCUGCGGCCUCACCCGAGCCCAGGCGCUCAAGGCUUCCACCAAGCUCUCCCACUUCAAAUCCCCCUCCAGGCCCGACGCUGUCCUCGCCUUCCUCGCUGGUCUCGGCCUCUCCGGCGCCGACGUCGCCUCUCUGGUCGCCAAAGACCCGCAGUUCCUCUGCGCAAGCGUAGAGAAAACCCUGGCCCCCGUCGUCGCCGGGCUGACCGGACACGGCCUCUCACAUACCGAGAUCGCGCGCCUCUUCUCGCUCGGUUGCGGCAUCUUCCGCUGUAGAUCCAUCGUCUCCAAUCUACCCUACCACCUGUCGCUCGUUGGCUCCUACGAGAACCUCCUCCGGUUAAUCAAACAGAGCCCCAGUUCCCUCGGAUACAGCCUCGAGAAGGUGGUCAAGCCCAAUGUCGCCUUCCUCAAGGAGUGCGGGCUAGGUGAUUGCGAAAUUUCCAAGAUGUGCCUCUUUUCGCCAUGGAUACUCGUCACCAAAUCAGAGCGCCUCCGGGCAAUGGUGGCGUGCGCCGAAGGUCUCGGCGUACCACGUGGAUCUGGGAUGUUCAGGCAUGUGCUGCAUGCUGUUGCAUUUACCCGUGAGGAGAAAAUCGCCGCCAAAGUGGACUACUUGAAGAAAACUUUUAGGUGGACGGAUGCUGAGGUGGGUCUUGUUGUUUGUAAGGCUCCAAAGCUGCUGACCAGGUGUAAGGACAGGCUGCAGCGCUUGUCUGAGUUCCUGAUCUCUGAGGUGGGGUUGGAACCGGCCUUCAUUGCUCGUCGUCCGGUAAUGCUCACUCUUAGCCUGGAUGGCCGGCUCAGGCCCCGGUACCACGUUGUGAAGUUUCUCAAGGAAAAUGGAUUGCUCAAGCCUGACCCAAACUAUGACACAAUUUUCAAGCUGACCGACAAGGUAUUCCUGGAGAAGUACAUAUGCCCUCACAAGGAAGCUGCUCCCCACCUCGCUCAAGACUACGUUGCUGCUUGCAAAGGGGGAGUAGCCACUAGAAGAUUCAUGUUUGCUUGAACCAAGAGACUGCCAUGAAAAUGUAUAACUGUUUAUGACGCAACAAAGUUUUCACUCUGUGCAGUAAGCUGGUUAGUCUUAUUUCAGUAUUGUUUGCCCAAUUAGACACUGGUUUUAUCCUCUAUUGUAUGUAUGUGACAUGCUGGGUUGGUCAUCACUAAGUGCCAAUGCCUGAUGAAGUGAUGAAUAUAUUUCUGUCUGAAGAUCAUUGAGAUAACAUGUGCGGGUGGACUAGUUUCUGUUGAAACCAGGAGGUAGAGAACAGCAAGUUAAAGAACUGCAUCGUUGUCCUUUAAAAAUAUCAGUACAUGGUCUGCUUUAUUUACAUGUUCUGUUUUCGUUAUGCUAUCUUUUUUUUGCUCCAGCAUGUGUCAAUACUAAAUGGCAGUUCAAUCUUUAAUAAUUAGAUUAUGCUUUGUGUAUAUUUAUUUCGCCCUUUGGUUUCCUUUCCAUGAUUGGAUUAUCUUUGUUCCUAAAUCCUGUAGGUUGUAGCUGGCCUUGGUUUUGCUAGCAAAUUUUCAUAUUUGAUAAAGUAACCUACUAAAGCACGAUUAUCAUUUAAAUCUAAAUCUCGGACAUCUGUCAUUAACCGUGUGAACUAAGCCAAAGGAGAUGGAAUGAAUCAGUCUUGUCAUAUCUCUACUUUGCAUUGCUUGCAUAUGUGAUAUUGUAUCUGUGUAACAAAGCUACAUGUAUAUUUUGACAACAGAAGUCAAGAAAGUGUAGGUUCAAAAAUGAAUUUCGCGAAGCUUCAAAGUGUUCUGCCUUAACUCAAAUUGAAGUUGUUCGAUAUCAUGAAAUGAGCAGCAUGCGUUUUGUCAAACAUAUUUGAAAUUUGCAAUUUGUGAACUAGAUUUUUGUCAUGUUAUUUUCUCAUGCUUUGGCUUUUUAAAGUUCAUUAAGACUUUCUUUUUGCGGGUAAAAUUCAAUAGGGCUUAGGGCCAUGAUGGAUAGAAGGUGCAAUCUUUUCCAUUUUGUAUAUGCUGCAGUUCAGACUAUUCAGAGCCAGAGCUAUCGUCAACAUUUUCCUUUAUCACACCACUAUCUGUAUGACAUUAGCUCUUAUGUUUUCAGAACAUUGGGCUUGGGCUUAACUAACUCUGUUGAGUGUUGACAAAUCACUAUCUUAUCUUAUCUUAAAAUACAUCGGUGAUUACUAUAGUUCAAGAAAAAAGUUCUUUUAUUUUUUUCCAGACGAUCAAGAUAUAGCAGUCUUUCAUGUGAUUCAAGAGAAACAUGCAACGCAUGUGGUGCCUUCUAUAAGGUAAAGCUGGGUGCUGAAAAUAGAUGUUCUUUAGCUAUUCAUCUAUAUUUUCUUUAUAUGAUGUUGAUCUAUAAGGUAAGCUGGGUUGCUGAAAUAGAUGUUCUUUCGCUAUUCAUCUAUAUUUUCUUUAUAUGAUGUUGAUCUAUCCAUGAUGGAUCCUAUCUAGUGUUUGGUCUUCUUGGAACAAAUUCCUUUCGCUAACAAAAUACUCCCUCCGUCCCAUGAAACAUGUCCGAGAUUUAUCAAAAUUCGAAUGCAUCUAGCUACUCUUUAGUGUCUAGAUACAUCCAAAUCUAGAAAAAUCUCUGGCAUGUUUCAUAGGACAGGGAGUAGUAGAAUUAUGCGGUGAUUUUGCUAACAUUAGUUGCCAAGUAGCUUCUUGGCAGCAGUGUAGAUUUAUUUGCGAGAGGCUCGGGUUCAGGCAAGGCUUCAGGUUCUUCAUCCACCAUGGCAAGGACAGGAAGGAGCAGGACGAGAGCCCCAAGACGUGGUGGCUCAUGGAGGAGUACACCAGCGUAGCCUGCCUGGAGGAUGGCUUCUCCCGCGCGGACGGCAAGAAAGUUCUGCUGGCACUCUACAAGAUGUACCUCACCACACAAAAUCCUGGCAAGAAGGAGAAGAACAGGAACAAGAAGGGAGGCCGGGAUGAUGAUGGGGAGGAGGAGGACGGAG
Lolium rigidum is the source of this 3105-nucleotide messenger RNA. RefSeq names its product transcription termination factor MTERF9, chloroplastic-like. Gene Ontology annotation, molecular function: double-stranded DNA binding. The record is from RefSeq and is a predicted model, not a curated record. The transcript has a single exon. Gene Ontology annotation, biological process: chloroplast organization; regulation of DNA-templated transcription. Gene Ontology annotation, cellular component: chloroplast. Bases 9 to 1169 code for a protein of 386 amino acids. NCBI's taxonomy places the organism in Eukaryota, Viridiplantae, Streptophyta, Magnoliopsida, Poales, Poaceae.